Messenger RNA from Microplitis demolitor, 2568 nucleotides. It is a transcript of the gene Pp2A-29B, whose product is annotated as serine/threonine-protein phosphatase 2A 65 kDa regulatory subunit A alpha isoform. The record is from RefSeq and is a predicted model, not a curated record. Gene Ontology annotation, molecular function: protein phosphatase regulator activity; protein binding. Gene Ontology annotation, cellular component: protein phosphatase type 2A complex; cytoplasm. The coding region runs from base 255 to 2027 and encodes 590 amino acids. The transcript is spliced from 8 exons. Gene Ontology annotation, biological process: protein dephosphorylation. Lineage: Eukaryota; Metazoa; Arthropoda; Insecta; Hymenoptera; Braconidae.
CUUCAAUAUCUAAAUUUUCCAUAAAACACACGAACCGAUGCGAUAUUUUAAUCACUCAAAACUGGCUGCAAAUAAAAAUACGCAGCGUUUUAUAAAUAAGUAACCCGAGAAGAAGUUUAAAUAUUUAAAAAAAAAAAAAGCUGAAAGUUAAUAAAGGUGUCAGGCACACGGUGCCCAAACAAAUAAAAAACAUAAAAUACGCCUGUAAAAAUAAGAUAAUAAAAUUUAUUUAAAUAGUGACUACCAGCAGCAAAAUGGCAGCGGCCGACUCAUCAACCGACGACAGUCUUUAUCCAAUAGCCGUUUUAAUUGACGAGCUGAAGAAUGAGGAUGUCCAGUUACGCUUGAAUUCAAUAAAAAAACUUUCAACAAUCGCAUUGGCACUUGGGGCUGAAAGAACACGCAGUGAAUUGAUGCCAUUUCUCACCGAAACAAUUUACGAUGAAGAUGAAGUAUUAUUAGCACUUGCUGAACAACUUGGAUCAUUUACUCCACUUGUUGGCGGGCCUGAAUACGUCCACUGUCUUCUGCCACCAUUGGAAGCUUUGGCAGCAGUAGAAGAGACAGUAGUACGUGACAAAGCCGUGGAAUCACUCCGAAAUAUCGCCAGCCAACACAGCCCAACUUAUUUGGAAGAUCAUUUUGUACCUUUGGUCCAACGUCUAGCUUCUGGUGACUGGUUUACGUCGAGAACUUCAGCUUGUGGAUUAAUAAGUGUAUGUUACCCACGUGUAAGUCCCGCGACUAAAGCUGAAUUGAGAAACCAUUUCCGCAACUUGUGUCAAGAUGACACUCCGAUGGUGCGUCGAUCUGCGGCUUCUAAACUCGGAGAGUUUGCUAAAGUUGUUGAGAUUGAGUAUCUCAAGGCGGAUUUGAUUCCGAUGUUCGUUGUCUUGGCACAGGAUGAACAGGACUCUGUACGUCUGUUGGCAGUUGAUGCAUGUGUCAGUAUUGCUUCUCUUCUUCAGCAAGAAGAUGUUGAACAAUUAGUCAUGCCAACAUUGCGUCAAUGUGCUGGUGACCAGUCGUGGCGCGUCCGUUAUAUGGUCGCUGAUAAAUUUACGGAUCUCCAAAAAGCAGUGGGUCCAGAAAUAACAAAAACUGAUCUAGUUCCAGCAUUCCAAGUUCUGUUGAAAGACACCGAAGCUGAAGUAAGAGCAGCAGCCGCUGAAAAAGUUCGUGAAUUUUGUCAAAAUCUCGAUCAGUUCAAUCAAGAAAAUAUUAUUAUGACAAAUAUAUUACCUUUUAUAAAAGAACUUGUUGCUGAUCUUAAUCAACAUGUUAAAUCAGCUUUAGCUGGUGUUAUUAUGGGACUUAGUCCUAUUUUAGGAAAACACAAUACUAUUGAACACUUGCUGCCACUUUUCCUUAUGCAAUUAAAAGACGAGUGUCCAGAAGUACGUCUUAAUAUCAUCAGCAACUUGGACUGCGUCAACGAGGUAAUUGGGAUCCAGCAGCUGUCUCAGUCCUUGCUGCCAGCAAUUGUCGAGCUUGCUGAAGACAGCAAAUGGCGAGUGCGCUUAGCAAUUAUCGAAUACAUGCCGCUGCUAGCUGGACAACUGGGCGUUGAGUUCUUUGAUGAAAAAUUAAACUCGCUGUCAAUGAACUGGCUCGUCGACCACGUCUACGCAAUCAGAGAAGCCGCGACGCUUAAUUUGAAAAAAUUGGUCGAGAAAUUCGGUCCCGAGUGGGCAUCAAACACUAUUAUUCCAAAAGUUUUAAAUAUGUCACGUGACCAAAAUUACCUUCAUCGUAUGACAUGUUUGUUCUGUAUCAAUGUUUUGGCUGAAGUAUGCGGUCCCGAUAUAACAACAAAAGUGAUGCUGCCUACAGUUGUCGCAAUGGCAAAUGACAACGUAGCGAACGUAAGAUUCAAUGUAGCAAAAACAUUACAACGUAUUGGGCCUUAUCUAGAACCAAGUGCAGUACAAACGCAAGUCAAACCAGUACUUGAUAAACUUAACACAGAUCCAGAUGUUGAUGUCAAAUAUUUUGCUUCCGAAGCUAUCGCUGGUAUCGCAGCGUAGGUUAAUCAAGUCUCCUAAGCGCAUUUAUCUUUAAUCCUCAUUCAAAAACAUAACUACAUAUAAAAAAAAAGAAAAAAAUACAUUAAGUAAAUUAGAGAAGGAAUAAAUUUUUUCACAGCGGGAAUAUAAGUAACAAUAACAAUAACAGUAACAAUUAUAAUAAAGUACCAACAUCGGUCUCUCUUUUCCACAAGAUGUAGCUGGAUACCGUGAAGAUGCACAUAGCGUAGAAAAAUUGAAGUAACCCACGGAUUUAACAGUUAAUGCAAACUGCUAUUUAAAAAUUCAAUUGUAUUUGUAUAUCUAUAGCAAUUGUACUAAGUAUUGAAUUAUUCAGUUUAUAAAAUAAGUUCUUAUUACUAUUAAUAUUAUUAUUAUUAUGUAUCUUGGUAAUAAUUAAGUUAAUCUUCUUGACGAUUGAGAACAAUAAAGUGGAUAAUUACGCGGUAUCAUUCCCAUAUUUAAAAAAAAGAAGAAGGAAAAUAAAAACAAAGUCGUGUCACUAACUUGGUUAUUACUGAAAUAAAAUUUUAAAUCAAUA